Molecule: messenger RNA, 3048 nt
Organism: Trichoderma aggressivum f. europaeum
Lineage: Eukaryota; Fungi; Ascomycota; Sordariomycetes; Hypocreales; Hypocreaceae
Exons: 3
Coding region: 1-3048 (1015 amino acids)
Cellular component (GO): plasma membrane
Molecular function (GO): calcium-activated cation channel activity
Source: RefSeq, a predicted model, not a curated record
AUGUCCUAUCCUUCUCUGACUUUCUAUCAUUUACGUCUCUGUAUCUCCCCUAUCUUCGCAUUCGUAAAUUCCCAAAACCGUUACAAUGGCAAUGCCGGCACCAUAUCUCACACAAGGCGUUAUAGGAAACCCACUCCUGAAUUGCCUUCUGGCCUCUUCAACUGGAUCAUCCCCUUCUUCAAGAUACCAGACACCUACAUUCUCAACAAUGGCUCUCUUGACGCCUACUUUUUCCUCCGCUAUCUCAAGGUCUUACGAAAUAUUAGCCUCGUUGGUUGUUGCAUCGUCUGGCCGAUCCUCCUCCCGGUACACGGCACCGGCGGCAAUAGUCUUCAACAGCUUGACCUCCUGACCAUUGGUAACGUCACCUCCGGGUCCUCAAGACUUUGGGCCCAUGCUAUAGUUGCUUGGUUAUUCUUUGGCUUCGUGCUCUUUACAAUUGUCCGAGAGUGCAUUUACUUUGUCAACCUGCGCCAGGCAUACCUUUCGUCUCCCUAUUAUGCCGACCGACUGUCGUCCAAAACAUUGCUCUUGCUGUGUAUCCCAAAGCCUUAUCGCGAUGAAGCUCGACUUCGAAAGCUCUACGGCGAUUCUGCGAAGCGCAUCUUCCUACCUCGUACAAGUAAAGAUCUCGCGAAUCUGGUUAAAGAGAGAGAACAGACAGCUAUGCGACUAGAGAAGGCCGAGAUUGCUCUUAUUAAGAAGGCCAACGCCGCGCGCAACAAAUAUCUUCGCAAGAACCCCCAAUCUGUCAAUGUGCUUUAUCAAACGGCUAGCAAAGAAACCGAGACUUCCUCAAAGAACGAGAUAACCACUCUGGAUAGUGGCGAAACCGUCCAGCAAUCCAACAGUCCGAUCGAGGUAACCUCACCCGGGUCCCAACUUGGAGAGGAUAUAGAGAAUCAGGCAGGCUAUACCAACGUUGAGGGGAGCGUCAAGCAGGUCAAUCUCGAGGAGGAGGAAGAAAUCAAAGCAGAGGACUUGGACUAUGUGCAUCCAUAUGGCCUCAGACCCGACUUGGCGGACGUCAGAGGCUCCGUCGCAGCCCAAUGGAUACCAGCGGAAGCCCGGCCGUAUCAUCGGCCAAUCGGUAAUUUUGGCCGUCGAGUUGAUACAAUCAAGUGGACUCGCAAUAGGAUCAAGGAACUCAAUCUCCAGAUUUACAAAUUGCGACGCCAAAUCAAGAGAGGCGAUGCUGAGCCUCUUCCGGCUGCGUUUAUCGAAUUUGAUACGCAGGAGGCUGCCCAUGCCGCACAGCAAGUUGUUGUGCAUCAUUUGCCGCUGCAGAUGGCUCCCGGGCUGCUCGGCAUUCGCCCAGACGAGGUCAUAUGGGAAUCUCUGCGGAUGAAAUGGUGGGAGCGCAUUAUACGACGCCUGCUGAUUCUCAGCGGCAUCACCGCCGCCAUCAUCUUUUGGUCUAUUCCCUCUGCAUUUAUCGGCAUAGCAUCCCAACUGGACUUUUUAACCGAAAAGAUUCCCUUUCUUCACUGGAUCAACAAGUUGCCCAGCUUUCUAAUAGGCGUUAUUAGCGGUCUUCUUCCACCAUUCGCCUUGUCUGUGCUCAUGGCGCUGGUGCCGAUUCUGUUGAGAAUUUGCGCUGCUCAAGCUGGCAUUCCAUCGCUGAUCAUUGGAGAAUUCUUUACCCAAAAUGCCUACUUUGCGUUCCAAGUCGUCCAGGUCUUCUUGGUCACUACUAUCACUUCGGCCGCCUCGGGUGCGCUCCAGGACAUUAUCGAAAACCCACUGGGUAUCCAAUCACUUCUCGCACAGAACCUGCCCAAGGCGUCGAAUUUUUACCUGUCGUAUAUCUUGGUCCAAUGCUUGGCUACGGGUGGCACCCAGCUGCUGCAGUUGUUUUCCUUGACUCGGCACCACAUCGUGGCGAAAACGUCGGAUGUGCCCAGGAGACGGUUCACAACCUGGCGUAAGCUUCGGCCAGCUCGCUGGGGCGGCAUCUUUCCAGUGUUUACAAACAUGGGAGUGAUCGGUAUGUACCGCUUUGAUUUCGUGCCCCCUGAAAGAGGAAGUAUUAUGCUAAUGGAAAUACGACUUGCAGCACUUUCAUAUGCCUGUAUUGCGCCGUUGAUCCUGAUAUUUAGCGCGGGAGGCAUGGCCUUUAUAGGACUUGUCUGGAAGUACAACUUGAUCUAUGUUUUCGACACCACAACAGACAGCAAGGGUCUCUUCUAUCCGCGCGCCCUGCAGCAGUUAAUCAUUGGCCUUUACCUGGCAGAGAUCUGUCUGAUUGGCCUCUUGAUUUUGAAUCGUGCAUUUGGGCCCAUGGGCAUCGUCAUUACCCUCCUUCUUCUAACGGGCUUGGUUCAUUUCCUGCUUAGAGAUGCUAUUUUGCCCCUCAUGUGGAACUUGCCGCAGACGCUGGCAGUGGAGGAACAGAUCCAAGAAGAAGAAAAGGCAAAACUCGCGGUCCACAACGAAGACGGAGAAGCACAUGGAAACGACGCGGGCGGUGCAGCUGCAAGCUACUUUGACGUGGAACAAGCAUUUGGAGACGAAGAAGAGAUCGAGAUGGAAGAAUUUGACGUAGAUGAUCAUCACGUUGUCUCCAGCAGGGGCCUCGAAGGCGCCAGCAGUAUUCGAAUGGCGCUGACAGCGUGGAUGAAAUCUGCUGCCAUAGAAAAAGCCAAGACCGAGAUGGAAAGGUCCGGGCUUAACGCAAUGUUGGACAAGAUGUUUGCAUUUGCGAAGAGUGGAGAUGGAGAAGGGCCUCCUGGCUUUCUCGCCAGAUGGCUGCAUCCGGAGGAGCACGAAGAUUUUGUGGCAUUGCGCAAACUGAUUCCCAAAGACGAACGGCCGCCUGUUUCGUACACGAGCGGGGACAAAUACGCUACCUACCAACCCCCGGAGCUCUGGACACCGAAACCCAUCCUCUGGAUACCAAGGGAUGAAGCCAGAGUGAGCCGACAGGAGGUGGCACACACUCGGCUUUCCACGCCGAUAUUCGAUUUGGGAGCAACACUGAACGAAAAGGGACGGAUUAGUGUUGAUCUAGACGCAGCUCCAUUUGAAGAGCAUAGGAUGAUAUUGUAG